UUAGGGUCGGAUUGUGAUGAAUUGUUGUUAAACCUCAUCUAUUGUUAAAUUCUGCCCAGUUGUAUGUAAGAUCUCAAAAGCGACUGUCUUUGGGUGUCAGACAGGAUUUUAUUGUGGAACAAUACACGAGGAGAACAAAUAUUUAAACUAUACACAAACACUUCAGGCCGAUGUACGCACGCGCGGUUCCUCGAUAGAACGCGUUAUAUAGCUGGACAUGUGACUCAGGACGAGACCGACAUUGCAACUUCACCCUGCUCGGAAGUAAAAAAGCACCGCGUUUCUUUCAGCGUAGGAAGAACAGGUGAUGCCGAUGGAGUGUUUGCAUUUGUGCCAGAUUUUUCAAGAUGUGCUUUGUAAUCCAGCCUUGACAAGGUUGUGAACUUCUGUUGCAAAGUAAUGGAGUCAUCUGCCCAAGAGUCAUCACAACGUGACACUCCUCGUGAGCUGGACUUAUUUGGAGAAGAAGCAUUGGAAGAGAUUCUUGACUCCUAUGACAGUCUACGCGCGCAGAUUGAGCAACUUCAGUUGCACUGUGAAAAGCUAGUAACAGACAAAGCUACAGUUGAUCAGUUGUUGAUUGAUAAAGAGAAAGAAAAUCAACUUGUCAAAGAAAAACUACAAGAAGAAAUAAACAACCUUAGAAAAUUAAAUAUACAAUUGUUAUCAUCUCAGAACACAACUGAAAAAGAUUUGAGUCAUUCAUCAGGCUUGGUGAAGGAAAUCUUUGAUUCUGAUCAAGUGUAUCAAAAAAAAUUGGAAGCAGAUGCUAAGGUGGAUGCACUCCAAUUAAAGUUAUUAGAGAAGGACAAACACAUUUCAAACUUGGAAUGGCAGCUAGUUGAUUCUGAUGCUACAAUAGCAUCACUGCAGGCAGAGAGGGAUCGUCUAGCAUUGGAGCUUGACUGUACUUUAGCUAGAGAACAAGAAUCAGACCUUCAGGCUCUUGGUGCUGUUGGAGACAUAUCUGGGUACACUGAUCCUUUAGAUAAUUCAGAUUAUGGUUUGGUCGAGUCUGGAUUUGUGGAUGAUAUGCCUAUACGACGUGUUAGGAAGCAGCCUCGGCGGCACCUGAGUGAUUUGACUACACGUGGUACCUCUCACUUUGAUGACUUUGGUGCAAUUGUUGCUGGACAUGUUAGCCUUUCAGAUUACGAUGUUCCUACAUUAACAGAUAAAGAAUCAUAUGGUCUUGGUGGUCUACGGAGAGCAACAAACUUCAGCAACAUUAAUAACAUAGAUGCAUGUGAGAAGUUUCACAGUGGGACACCACAGUCUUCCUCAAGCAAUGUUCAUCUGCAGGAUUGGGAAAGUUUUGAUGAGUCUGAUGCAAAGCAGUCAUCAUCAUUGAACAGAAAAAAAUGGGACAGACUUUCUGAUGUGUAUGACCACACAGACAGGGGUGGUAGUGAUCUUAAAAGUGAAAAAGAAGACAUGUGGACCUUCACUCCUGAUAGUAUAAUCAAUGUAUCAACUGGUGAGGAAUUGUCACCUUUACCAGGGGAGUCAAACUUUUUUCGGAGGUUCUCCAAGGACAGUAAUAUACCGUCUAAUGACAACACACCACACAAGGGAACAAAAAACAUUCAGAGGGCAGAGUCUCUGCCUUCUGACAGAAGGAGAGUGGACAUCAACUCUGGAACGCAUCAAAAGACAGCUAGUCAACCCAUAGGCAAAACUGAUUCAUUUAUUCUUCAAACUAAUAAUAACACACAAACAUCCAACAAUAACAAAAAUGUAUCUAGCAAAAAGCUGGAGGAAUACCACAAGUGGAAGGUGUCUGGUUGUAAGGGUGAUCCCCCUGCGAAGCUCAAAAUAUCACAAUGCUGACUAAAGAUGGAGGAAAUUAGUGAAUUUCAAGUUUAAAUCAUUGUGAGAUGUUACUGCUACUUGCAGGACAUUGCUGCAGUUAUUUUCAGUUUUAUUUUGCACCAAAAUAUGUUUCUUUUCCACUCAAGAUUUUAAUUUUUUGUUGAUGGUAGCUGAGUCAUCAAUAGUGUGGGCCAGUAGAAGAGUUCAAGAAUAAAUUGACGGCUUUAAUUUUCUGUGAAGAAGAAACAUGUCCAGUGACAGUUCUUACUGUUUGUCUAGUGGUGAUUGGGAGUUGUUCAGAUUAAUAUAUAGAAUUUAAUGUACAUUGUGUACUUCUUAGAAAGAUGAGAAUUGUGGGACAAAUCCUAGCUUCUAUGUAAAUGCAUGAUGAAAAUGCUGAUAUCUGCUUAAUACAUACAUUCAUUGUUCUAAAAAGUAACUACAAUUUAGGAAACAGACUGUUAAUUUAUUAGGUUUAACUUGGAAAUGAUAUAGUCAAAUUGUCCUUAUUUUUAUGCUGCAAUUUCAAAUUUUCUUCAGAGAGUUGAGCCCAUUGCAAGGGCAUGGUCAGGCACAUUUGACUUCAAGUAAACUUUUGUGUUUUCCGUGCAUUGAUGGUUAUGGUAAAUGAUUUGAUUGUCUUCCAGAAGUUUAACUUCAGCGGACACUAAAUGCUUAAUGCAGUAAUUAGACAAGGCCUGCUUUAUUUGUGCAUAUACUAUGUAAUGGUAUUUACUUGCAAGAUUUUUUUUCUUUUUUUUUCUCUUUGCCUUUUUUUGUGGCAGUGAAGUUUUGAUAUUUUCUUUUCCAAAUUAUCAAUUUAGAAU
Messenger RNA from Pocillopora verrucosa, 2639 nucleotides. RefSeq lists its product as uncharacterized. The record is from RefSeq and is a predicted model, not a curated record. NCBI's taxonomy places the organism in Eukaryota, Metazoa, Cnidaria, Anthozoa, Scleractinia, Pocilloporidae.